GCCCCAUGGUCAUUAUAAAUAAGUGUUGAUUAAAAUCAUAUUCCAUAAGAAACUCUUAGUAGUAACUACGAUGAAAACCAAUUUGAUUAUUUUAUUGUGCUUUUCUGCCUUUAUUCUUAUCUCUGUUGUGGCAAAUGAGUCUUAUGAAGAAGAGGAGCCAUUGGCUGAAAUAGAAGACGAAGAGCUAAAUUGCUAUGGAUGGUGGGUGCGUUGGAAGGAUGGAGUCAAAAGCAGUGACGCUUGCACCGGUGGAAACGAUAAAACCUAUCCCGAUGGUGGCGGUCGUAGUGGAAAUUUUGUAAAAUUUCUCAAAAAUGCAAAAAGGAAAGGAAAGGGGGAAAGUGAUGGAAACAACAUAGGUUUUCUCAUUGGUAGAAAGAUGGGAGGUGGUGGAAAAGAGAAAGACAAUUGAGGAAACAAGUCAAGCGUGGGGAAAACCUCCAUGAAAAAUUAGACGCAUAUACAUGCUAACACAAUACUUAAUAUUGUAAGAAAUAUAAAAUAAUGAAUGACCUUAUAGUCUUACCAUGAAAUAAUAUUAUUAGUAUUUAUAAGAUUGAUGUUAUUACAUCACACAUAAUUAAUGUAACUCUCUCGAGAUAAUCAUAAUUCUCAAACUUUGUAUUUGUCCAUCA
This is a messenger RNA of Medicago truncatula (barrel medic), 635 nucleotides long. RefSeq lists its product as uncharacterized. Lineage: Eukaryota; Viridiplantae; Streptophyta; Magnoliopsida; Fabales; Fabaceae. The record is from RefSeq and is a predicted model, not a curated record. Bases 71 to 412 code for a protein of 113 amino acids. The transcript has 2 exons.